Molecule: messenger RNA, 2149 nt
Organism: Capsicum annuum
Lineage: Eukaryota; Viridiplantae; Streptophyta; Magnoliopsida; Solanales; Solanaceae
Product: BTB/POZ and MATH domain-containing protein 2
Exons: 4
Coding region: 488-1711 (407 amino acids)
Biological process (GO): protein ubiquitination
Molecular function (GO): protein binding
Source: RefSeq, a predicted model, not a curated record
ACUUGAUUAUCAGCUAACAAUUCAUCUUAAUGUGCAGCCUCCAAACUUUCCCAUCUAAUAUUUUUAACACGGAGAACUCCAUUACGUAAUAUUUUUAUACUACCAAUUUAAUAAAUCAUUUUAUUUUAUAAUAAAUAGUGUGAUGACAUAUUAGCUGUACUCUAUAAAUAUGAAUAAAUCCUCCACUCGUUCUCCUCCCCUUUCUUUUCUGACCGAUCACCUCCCUCACACCGUCACCCCUCUUUCCCCAUUAUUCCAAAACCCUAAACUCCCAUUUUCGUAAACCUAUUCUUCUCCCUUUUCUUCCAAUUCCAACCAUUUUCACCCACCCAUUUACCCAAUUAGUCGAUCUGCUCCUUCAAUUUCACCAAUUUGCCCCAAAAAUUCGAUCUUUUUCCUCAUUUUCACCCAUUUUUCGCCGACCCGUUACUCUAAAGGUUCAAUUUUACCUUCAAUUCCCCCUUAAAAAAAUUCGAUCUUUCACCAUAUGGGUACAUUCAGGGUUCCAUCGGAACCUUCAAAGCCCCAAAAUUCAUCGUCUUCUCAGCUCACAACCACCACAUCAACGUCUCGGAUCGAUACGAUUAAUGGGUCUCAUGAAUUUAAGGUUGAAGGUUACGCUUUGUCGAAAGGUAUGGGAAUUGGGAAAUAUGUAACUUCGGAGAUUUUCACGGUGGGUGGUCAUUCUUGGGCUGUUUACUUUUACCCAGAUGGUAAAAGUGCUGAGGAUAAUGGUACCUAUGUUUCACUCUUCAUUGCCCUUGCUAGUGAUGCUACCGAUGUUCGAGCUUUGUUUGAGCUGUCUCUUAUGGAUCAGAGUGGUAAUGAGAGGCAUAAGGUGCAUACCCACUUUGGUAGGGUGUUGGAGACCGGUCCCUACACGCUCAAAUACCGCGGUAGCAUGUGGGGCUAUAAACGCUUUUUCAGGAGAAUAUUAUUGGAAACAUCAGACUAUCUUAAAGAUGAUUGUCUCUUGAUCCAGUGUACUGUUGGUGUUGUUAGAUCAUACAAUGAAACACCGAAGACUUUCUCCCUGCCUGUGCCACCGUCAGACAUUGGGCUUCAUUUUGGGCAGCUCCUUGAGAGUGGAGAGGGAGCUGAUAUAAAGUUUGAAGUUGAAGGUGAAGUCUUUGCUGCACACAAGUUGGUUCUUGCUGCCCGCUCCCCUGUGCUUCGAGCACAACUCUUUGGUCCAUUGAAGGAAGAGAACAUACAAAGUAUUAAAGUUGAAGAAAUACAGGCUCCAGUAUUCAAGGCGUUGCUCCACUUCAUCUAUUGGGAUGCCCUCCCUGAUUUACAAGAGCUUGUGGGUCUCGAUACAAAAUGGGCAGUUGCUUUAAUGGCUCAGCAUCUGCUUGCUGCAGCUGAUCAGUAUGGUCUUGAGAGAUUGAGAGCACUUUGUGAGGCUAAACUUUGCGAGGAUGUUACAAUCAAUACUGUUGCUACAACUUUAGCAUUGGCAGAUCAGCAUCAUUGUGUCCAACUGAAAUCUGUGUGCCUUAAGUUCAUUGCGAUGCCUGAAAAUUUGAAAGCUGUGAUGCAAUCGGAGGGAUUUGAUCACUUGAAGGAGAGUUGCCCUUCGGUCAUCACGGAAUUGCUGAAGUAUGUUGCUGGGAUGAAUGAACAUUCAAUCAUCUCUUAUGUACAUGGUGGGCACAUUCUAGAUGGCACUGAUGUGAAUGGAAGAAGAGUGAAGCAAAGGAUAUAUUAAGUGCAAGCCACAUAUUUGAUGCUGUGUGGCAAUUUAUAAUGAAAUUGCCAUCAUUUUUUAGCAGUUCCUAUUGGUAAAGUAUUAGUUCUAUUUCCAAAGUGCAUAUAGUCCAGGAAUGCUUUUGUCGAUCACUCAUGUUCUGUUUCUGAGCAAAAUGACCUUUAACCUAGGCUGGAUGAGGAGAAGGAGUGUGCCUACAAUAUGUGUAGUAGGUGCUCAAAUAAUUCUCAUUUUAGGUGUCUCAAAAGUCAUGGUUGGUCCAAACACCAGUCGAUUCUGCUGUAGCGUGAUUUCUUUCUUUCCCUUUGUAUACUGAAGAUUUUAAUCUUGUCAAGUUAAAGCCUAUUUGGCUAACUGGUCUGAUUUUUCGCGUCAUGUCUUGGUUCUCAUGUAUUAUGAUUGAUAAUAGUGUUCUGGUUUUCAUUUUUGUCACCUGUA